This is a messenger RNA of Verticillium alfalfae VaMs.102, 2139 nucleotides long. RefSeq lists its product with no specific name. NCBI's taxonomy places the organism in Eukaryota, Fungi, Ascomycota, Sordariomycetes, Glomerellales, Plectosphaerellaceae. The coding region runs from base 1 to 2139 and encodes 712 amino acids. The transcript is spliced from 2 exons. The record is from RefSeq and is a predicted model, not a curated record.
AUGGACGUGCUGAGCCGCUUCAUGGCCGCGGGUGUCCAGCCUUUCACCAUCGUCGUCGGCCAAGAGGUCGCCCGACACCUCCCCCUCGCCGAGUCCGGCCAACGCAACGUCCAAGACGCCCUCGACCAACUCGCAAGCUACCAGUCGAUCGGCAGCGUCCUGUGGUUCGGCUUCGGCCUCCGUGGCCUGGCACGCACCCUGGGCGCCACGGCAGAGGGGAGGAGCCUCCUGGCCCUGUGUGCGGCAUUGGGAGAAAGCUUCCACGAAGACUAUGCUGCCUCGGUGCUGCAUCAUCUCGUGCUCGCUUACCAACCACCCUCGGGCUUUGUACCCUCGCUCCAUGAGUGGCAACAGCUCGUCAAGGCCUGCAACGGCAUCCUGUCGCAGUCCAAAUUUCCCAUUCUCGUCGAUGCCUUUGUCAGGCUCGUCCCUCGCCGAAGGAGGCUCCAGGAGGCUCUGGAGUCGCGCCGCAGCGGCUUCUUUCUCGAAACCGAGUGCCCGUCGCCCAAAGACAUGGCCGGGGCUCUCUUGGCUCUCGGGAUGCUCAGGCGCGGCCAGUACGCGUUCGUCACCGUUGAAGGAGGACUCGGGUCGGGCUGGCUCGCAGCCAUGGCUGAGUGGAUGUACGACCUGGGCGUCGGCAUAUCCGAUCCCCGGGGAAACACCAUCUACAGGUCGCCGGGGCCGGGAGGAGAUCUGCGCCCGCACCUGUUGAUCCGCCUGAGCAAGCAGACUGUCGAUGUUCGGCACGUCGGUGCGUCUCCCGCGCAGGACCUCACGCUGGCCAGCAAGACCUACUACUUGAGGGACAAGCUGGGCAUCGCGAAGCUGCUGUGCAUUGAAGGGACGCCGUUCAGUGGCGGACGUCUCUCGUGGCACGAGUGCCUCGGUGAAGCCUAUGGCCUCGAGUUCGCAGAGCUCAUCAGGGCGUCUGAUCUUGUCGGCCGCGCCUUUGGCUGCGCGGCUCGCAUAUUUUCUGGCAUCUUGGCGUUCGAGCAGCCGGGGAUGGACAUUUACCACGCCGUCCAGACGCGCAACUAUUUCGAAGAAUCGGGAGGCCGAGGUUUCAUCCGAUUCUCCGUCCGGCGGUUUCCUGAGCUGGCGCCCCUGACACGCCGCAGCUACGAGCAACUGGCCCUGUCUUUCCAGGCUGCUCAGGUUAUGUAUAUACAGAGCCUGUUCGACAUCAGGAAGCUCUGUGCGUGCAACAUUUGCUCCGGCAGUGGGUCGCGGCCCAGCCUGGACAGCCUGUGUCUGCUUGCCGUCUUCGAGUCCGUCGUCAUUGUGUGCCAGAUGCUGUCGGGAAUGGAAGUAGCCGACGGCAUGGGUCUGAGGAGGGAUGGCCUAGAAUGGGUGUACCACAACGCCCACAACGCGCUCAUCGACAGUCCGAAGAGGGUCGGAUCGCCGGGACAGGCUCUCCUGCGGCAGACAGAAACGGCACGCAUCAUCACCUGCUCCACACAAGGGCAGCUCGCCGAGAGCGCCAUGAUGCUCUUUGGUGGCCGCAAAGCGGGGCAGCAGCAGCAACACUUCACUCUGGAUCGCGAGGCUCUCGGGCGUGUGCACGUGGUUGGAGGCCAUAUCGACUUGGAGGGCGCGUUGUAUGACCGCAUUCAGGAUGCGACAGGGUCUCCCGUGAUAUCCCAAGACCAUCCCGGCUGGCCGUUCUGGGCGGUUUCCCUCGCCAUCACGCAGCGGAUCGGGUCCUUGCAAGUCGACUUUGCGCUGGCCGACCAAGCCCGCCUCAGCCACGACACGCCGCUCAUCGGCCCCGCGUACUUGGUGGAAACUGCGCUGCGGGCGAGGGGCGCCGUACACUGCUACCGCUCAGCCAGCCGGUGCCACGAUCCGUCCUUGGCGACAAGCGUCCGCCCGAGUCGCCCCGGUUUCCUGCUCUUCUCCGACGCCUGGGAAGUCGUCAUCACCAAGACCAAUGACCCCAAGGAUACUACGACCCGGGGCGGCAGCGCGGGUGGCCCUGCAGACGCGCAGGCUCCCCUCCCGCUCUUGAGCGACGACGGCGGCACGCAGGACGAUGCAGGCUUUCAUGCUGGCGCCGUCAGUGCGGUCAGAUGUCGCCAGGGCCGUCACGCUCGUGACUGCGCGCAGCAAAAACUGCUUGACGGUGCUCUGUGA